UCGUUAUCACAGAGUCAUCUGCAGAUCGUUAUCACAGAGUCAUCUGCAGAUCGUUAUCACAGAGUCAUCUGCAGAUCAUCAUCAUCUGCAGAUUUUUUCACUCAUCGUAAUGAAACCACUUUCUUCAAAGCGUCAUCUCGUACAACACAUUAUUCAUUUCAUUCUUCCGUGGAUGACGUGCACAGUGAACUUAUGGAACGUGUCAAUUGGAUACCCUAA
Molecule: messenger RNA, 219 nt
Organism: Anisakis simplex (herring worm)
Lineage: Eukaryota; Metazoa; Nematoda; Chromadorea; Rhabditida; Anisakidae
Source: the annotation of a GenBank genome assembly